AUGUCCAUCAUUUCACAUCACACAUGUAAAGUUUUAUCACAACCUUUCGUUGGGAGAAGUGCCAACACAUCGUGGCGAAGGUUUAUCAAAUAUUCAGCAUUCCUGUGGCUAACUCCUGCUGUAUUUGUCGCAGUUUGUGUCAACUUGGACAAAACUGAAGUGUUCCUAGUGGAUUAUGGAAUGAAUUGCUGGUUGGGAACUGUAAAUGCUAAGCUGUAUUUAUUCUUAUUACCCCUGGCAGUGUUACUACUCUAUAAUAUCUACAAAUUUAUCCAAACAGCAGUCAGUUUAUCUCGUCAUGCUAAGGACAGAGAGAUCUUACAACGCAAAGAAGGAAAGCAGAAUCUUCUCAUCUGCACAAAACUUGCAACUUUAGUCGGUUUUCCCUGGCUGUUUGCAUUCAUUGGCAUGCUGUUUCCCGAUGUAGAAGCAUUCGACUAUUUGUUUGUUGUUUUUGCUUGUUUACAAGGAUUGUAUGUCGGAUUGGCGUUUCUGUUUAACAAGAAAACUCUGAAACUGUUUAAGGAUCGAUGGAAUAUUGGCUCAAGAGUAAACACACCUUCUCAUGCCGGUACCAAAGAAAGUUUUGAAUUGUAA
This is a messenger RNA of Paramuricea clavata, 597 nucleotides long. NCBI's taxonomy places the organism in Eukaryota, Metazoa, Cnidaria, Anthozoa, Malacalcyonacea, Plexauridae. The record is from the annotation of a GenBank genome assembly.